Schistosoma spindalis is the source of this 771-nucleotide messenger RNA. The record is from the annotation of a GenBank genome assembly. NCBI's taxonomy places the organism in Eukaryota, Metazoa, Platyhelminthes, Trematoda, Strigeidida, Schistosomatidae.
AUGAAAGCUAAAUAUUCAAUCCACAAAUUCUUUUUAUUAAUUGAAUUUAUGUCAGAACCGUCAACAACAAUCAACGUUAUUGGAGCUGGUCUUCCGAGAACAGGAACAAGCAGUUUAAAAACUGCAUUGGAAAUACUUCUCCCUCAACCAUGUUAUCAUAUAAUUGAAACGGUGACAAAAAACCAUUGUGAUAUUGAUAGAUGGCAGAAAUUGCUCAAUGAAACUAAGAAGACGAAGCCAGAUGAAACAGUGAUACAUGAAGGUUUGGGUGAAAUAUUGAAUGGUUACGCGUCAGUGACAGAUAUUCCGGCAUGUGGAUUUUAUAGAGAACUGAUGAAUGUAUAUCCUUACUCGAAGGUUAUAUUGACAAUUCGUGACAAAAACGACUGGCUGUCCAGUUUACGACAAACAAUAUUACCGAAAACCAAUCAUUCACACACACUUGUGGUGGAUAAAGUCAAGCAUAUACUGGGACUUGAUGCAGAAUUCGUUAAAAUGGCAUUUGAUUCACUGACGUUUGCAUUUAGAAAAGAGGGAAUUGACUUUGAUGAUGAUACGGUACUAUUAGAAUGCUUCGACAAAUAUAAUGAACUGGUAGUUGAGAGUGUACCAUCUAAUCGUCUUCUAAUACAUAAACUUGGAGAUGGUUGGGUGCCCUUGUGUAAGUUUUUAAAUGUGAAUGUACCUCGUUGUAUACCAUAUCCUCAUGUUAAUGAUCGGAAUGAAACACUGAAGCGUGUUGAUUUACUCAAAAAGAUUGGUAUCUUCUGA